Messenger RNA from Linum tenue, 1005 nucleotides. NCBI's taxonomy places the organism in Eukaryota, Viridiplantae, Streptophyta, Magnoliopsida, Malpighiales, Linaceae. The record is from the annotation of a GenBank genome assembly.
AUGGCAUCCAAAUCCACCCUUCCCCUGUUUCUUCCCCUGCUUCCCCUGUUUCUGCAGAUUCUAAUUCCCAACAGUCAUUCUGCCCCUCUUUCUUUCGACUUCUACGCCGCUUCCUGCCCCGCCGCCGAAUUAAUCGUCGCCAACACCGUCCGAUCAGCUUCCGCCCAAGACCCAUCAAUCCCCGGCAAGCUCCUCCGCCUCCUCUUCCACGACUGCUUCGUCGACGGCUGCGACGGAUCCGUCCUCCUCAAAGGCAACUCAACCGAACGAACCGACCCAGCUAACCAAUCCCUCGGCGGGUUCGAAGUCAUCGACUCGGCCAAAUCGGUGCUCGAAAUCUUCUGCCCAGCCACCGUCUCCUGCGCCGACAUCCUCGCCCUCGCCGCCAGAGACGCCGUCGCGGUCGCCGGCGGGCCGGCGACCCAAAUCCCCACGGGGAGGAGAGAUUCCAAAUCCUCCUCGGCCCAAAGCGUCAGGCCCAAUAUUGUGGAUACAAGCUUCACGAUGGCACAAAUGGGCCGGAUCUUCUCCUCCAAGGGCCUGUCUCUUCUCGACCUCGUUGUUCUCUCGGGGGCCCACACUAUCGGCUCGGCCCACUGCGGCGCGUUCAGCGACCGGUUCGAGUCAGAUUCCAAGGGGAAGCUGAAGCUCGUUGAUUCUGCCUCUCUCGAUCCCAAUUACGCGAGCGAUCUGAUUAAGAAAUGUCCCGCCGGCGGCGAUACGAACCCUAAAGUCACCGUCGCCAACGAUCCCCAGACGGCGAAUCUGUUCGAUAAUCAGUACUAUAGGAAUUUGGUGGCGCGCAGGGGAUUGUUUCAGUCGGAUUCCGUUCUGGUGGACGACGAGAGGACGAGGAGAAUUGUGGAGGAGAUGGCGGGAGAUCAGGAGAGGUUUUUCGAGGCGUGGAGCGAGUCGUUUGUGAAGCUCGCUGGGAUUGGAGUGAAGACUGGUGAGGGAGAAGGGGAGAUUCGAGCUUCUUGUUCGGCUGUCAAUGGCGUGGUGUGA